AUGUACUUUGCUUUUUUAAACACAUUCUUUUUACUCUGUCUGCACUUUGCUGAUAGUUUGGCGCCGUUUAGCCUUGGCAAUGGAUACAGAUACUUAUCGAAAGAAGUGAACUCUAUGGUGGCAAACUUCGAUAAAUCAACGAUUGAAACGAAAUGGCUUCAACAACCAUUGGAUCAUUUUAAUAAAACUGAUGACAGAAUGUGGAAUAUGAGGUAUUUCGAGAGACUUGAUAAAUGGCGGCCAAAGGGUCCUGUAUACUUAUUUAUAAAUGGCGAAGAUGAAGCCACUCAAGCAUUUUUACAAACUGGAAUAAUGUAUGAACUGGCGAAAGAAACUAAGGGUGCGAUGUAUCUGUCAGAACAUAGAUAUUACGGUAAGAGCAUACCGUUUGACGAUUUGAGUACGGAGAACCUAAAAUACUUAAAUUCGAAGCAAGCACUAGCUGAUGUAGCAAAGCUGAUAGAGGAAAUAAAACUGUUACCUCAGUUUAAAUCGUCAAAAGUUGUCGUAGUGGGAGGAUCAUACGCAGGCAAUUUAGCGACUUGGAUGGAAUUGCUCUAUCCUCAAUUAAUAGAUGCCGCCAUUGCUAGUAGUGCUCCAGUUGUUGCAAAGAAAGAUUUCUACGAAUACUUAGAGAACGUUAGCGAGGAUUUUGAACAACAUGGUACUCCAAAUUGUCUCGAUAAAAUUGCGGAAAUAUUCAAAAGGUAUGAUGAGUUGUUUAAAUCACCGGAUGGUAUUGCAAAAUUAAAGGCAGAAGAACACAUUUGCGAUAAGACCGAUAUGAACAAAAAUGAAAAUAAGCAAAUAUUCUUCCUAGAUAAAAGUUCUGAAUUUAUGUACACGGCGCAAUAUGGGAAUCCAAAACGAUUUAAAAGCCACUGUGAAGAUUUAAUUAGCACAUCAGCAAUAAAUUCAUCUAAAGAUGAAGUGUUGUGGAAUGCAAAAAACGAUUGUUUUGAUUACGAUUUUGACGAAAUGAUAAAGAGCAUGAAAGAAAUUGACUGGCUAAUGUCCUGGACGUACCAAACUUGUACUGAAUUUAGCUAUUUUCCGACCAGUUCUUCAGAUAAGCAACCAUUUACGAAAAAUAUUCGAAUGGACUUAUUUUACAAAAUGUGUAGCAGCCUUUACGGUCCCACGUUUAAUGAACAAAGGAUUGAGGAAGGAGUUAAAAAUACUAACGAAUUAUUUGGAGGUCUAAAGCCAAAUGUUUCUAAUGUAGUGUUUGUGAAUGGUGAUUUAGAUCCUUAUCAUAAACUUGGAGUUUUAGAAGACGUUUCUUAUGAUGCUCCGGCGAAAGUGAUACCUCGAGCAUCGCAUUGCAGAGAUUUAUUUUCUAAUAGGCCUGGCGAUCACCAAGAAUUGAAAGAAGCAAGAAAUUAUAUAAAAUACUUAGUGAAGAAAUGGAUUGGAGCUGGUGAUUAUAUUAUAAAGCGGGAAUAAAUUUACUGUGGACAUAUUAUAUUCAUCACUUUGAAUUAGAAGGAUGUUGACCAAAUACACGAAUAAUUAUAAUAUUAAAUAAUAUUGAUUAAUAGCUUCUAGUUAUUAUAAAUGUAAUCAUUCCAAGGUUUUACGCAGCAUACGUAUUUCAUAAAUAAAACGAAAGGCAUAUUGAAAAAUAUUAUGUAUAUUUACUCAUACAUGUUCUUCCUUAUAAUAGGUUACUUGUUAACCAACACCCUAUGUUACACAAUAAUGUCGGAUGUUGAUGUUUAAAAUUCUUUAUAAAAAUAUGAUUACAU
Molecule: messenger RNA, 1748 nt
Organism: Manduca sexta (tobacco hornworm)
Lineage: Eukaryota; Metazoa; Arthropoda; Insecta; Lepidoptera; Sphingidae
Product: thymus-specific serine protease
Biological process (GO): proteolysis
Molecular function (GO): dipeptidyl-peptidase activity; serine-type exopeptidase activity
Source: RefSeq, a predicted model, not a curated record